Molecule: messenger RNA, 658 nt
Organism: Terrapene triunguis (Three-toed box turtle)
Lineage: Eukaryota; Metazoa; Chordata; Testudines; Emydidae
Gene: UBALD2
Product: UBA like domain containing 2
Exons: 3
Coding region: 115-618 (167 amino acids)
Molecular function (GO): protein binding
Source: RefSeq, a predicted model, not a curated record
GGAGAGAAGGGCCUUUGUGGAUUUCUCCCCCCCCCCCACGCACGCCGCAGCGGCACCGUGUGUGUGUGUGUUCUGCCCCGCUUCCCUCGUUGUUGUGGUUUCGUUUCUCUCGCCAUGUCGGUGAAUAUGGAAGAGCUGAGGCACCAGGUCAUGAUCAACCAGUUCGUGCUGGCCGCGGGCUGCGCGGCCGACCAGGCGAAGCAAUUACUGCAGGCAGCUCACUGGCAGUUCGAGACUGCUUUGAGUGCAUUUUUUCAAGAAACUAACAUUCCCAACAAUCAUCACCACCAUCAAAUGAUGUGCACACCUAGCAAUACUCCAGCCACACCUCCCAACUUCCCGGACGCACUAGCUAUGUUUUCUAAGCUGCGGACCUCAGAGAACCUACAGAGCAGCAACAGCCCCAUCACAUCUAUGGCCUGCUCUCCACCGGGUAACUUCAGCCCCUUUUGGGCCUCCUCACCUCCCAACCACCAACCCGCCUGGAUGCCACCCUCCUCUCCAACCAGCCACAACCUCCACCAUCAUCUCCACCAUCAGCAGCCCAUGUGGCCACCCGGCUCUCAGCAAGGAGGCGCCCAGCAGAAAGCUAUGGCUGCAAUGGAUGGGCAGAGAUAAGACUGGUUAACAUUGAAGUGGGGGGGGGAGGGAAGGCUGG